AUGGCAUUGGCGGAGUCCUUCCUUCGAAGGGUUCACAAACUGGGAAUGAUCCCUAAAAUUGUGAAGUUACUUCCUAUCAUCUCGUUCUGUUUCGCUCUCGGAAGUAUAGCUUGGCUUUUAAUACUUCCUCUCGAUGGCCAGUAUAGAAACACAUAUAUAUCCGAAAAUGCAUUGAUGCCUGGGCAAGUGACCUCCUACUUUAGAGAAAGCGAAUGGAAUAUUGUUCGUGGCUACAGGAGUCAGGCGAAGAAAUGGGACUAUGAGCAGGCUGCAAGGUCAAACCCAGAGCUUGGAUCUUGGCUAUCAGAUCUCGGGCUCAAGGUGGCUCACUUCGAUGAUCCAAAAACUAACUCCACAACUCUCUACGCUGUCAUGCACGCUCCAAGAGGAGAUAACACUGAGGCUAUUGUACUUGUGACACCAUACAUCACUUCAUCAGAUGAAAGUAAUAUCGGAGGUUUUGCGUUAGCGCCAGCUUUAGCUCGAUACUUUGGCAGAAUGUCCAUCUGGUCGAAAAAUAUAAUAUUUGUGUUCCCAAGAGAUGGUCAUGCCUCCUUGCGUUCAUGGGUCGAGGCAUAUCAUACCUCGUUAGACCUUACAGCAGGCUCAAUUGAAGCUGCCAUAGUUCUCGAAUAUGCAAUGGAUAGUGAUAAUUUUGACCACAUGCAACUAUUCUACGAGGGUCUCAAUGGCCAACUUCCGAACUUGGAUCUCAUUAACACCGUCACCACGAUUGCUCGUAAUGAAAAUAUGCAUGUUGGUAUUCAAGGUACACCUGGCGAGGAACUUACAAGGAGGGACUACAUGUCUCGCAUAAGAACGCUUGCUCGCGGUAUUAUCAACUUGGCGUUGGCCGGUUUACAGAAGUCAUCCUUAGGUUGCGAAGCCUUCUCAGGAUGGCAAAUCCAGGCAAUUACUAUUCGAGCUGUUGGAACGGGUGGCCCAGAUAUAACUCAAUUUGGCCGUAUUGCAGACUCAACUUUCCGUGCAGUUAACAAUUUGCUCGAAAAGUUUCAUCAGUCAUUCUUCUUCUAUCUUUUGUUGUCUCCUACGCAUUUUGUUUCAAUCGGCACUUACUUGCCAUCGGCUGUGCUUCUCGCAAUUGCAUUCGCCUUGAGUUCAUUAUGUUGUUUGGCCAAUGGUGUCAAUGGAAGGGCGUAUUUGGCUGGUAUGGGAACAUUGUUGACUACUUUCACGGGGGUUGAGCUCAUCAGCUUGAUCCUUGCAUUUACGCUACCUCAUCUCGUGAAGAUUUCGGAAGAUCCUCAGGUACGGUCUCAAAUAAUUAUUGCGGUGGCUAUUUUACUCACAUUGGAGCUAUCUACAAAACAGGUAAUUGGGAGGAUCGUUACAAUCAGAUUUAGCAAAGUUACAACGUACUCAUUGAUCGCAUUCAGUCUUUAUUUUAUUGCCAUGUUGGUAACUGCUUUGCUCAUUGUACACUUCGCUUUAGCAUUGAUGAUUGGGUUAUGUUCGUUGCCCCUCACUUUCAUACAGCCUCAAAUUACAGAACAGUUGAAGAAGAAGGGUCUGUGCAUUAAGACUCACUUCAGGAUUGUGUUGUGUCUUUUGUUCUCAUCACCCGUUACUGCAGUUGUUUUCCUGGGUUACCUUCUUUAUGGUGGCCCAGAUGGAGUCGCCACAUUAACACAUCGUCUAUUGACUCUGUGGGACGAAUUGCAGUGCUGGACUUGGUUUGUUGUGGUUCUUGGGUGGUUCCCGGCUUGGGUCUCAAUAGCCCUAGCAUACACUUUUGGUACUUUUGAGGAUGUGCAAGCUAAUGGUAACGAUAAUGAAAAAAGUGAAUAG
Candidozyma auris is the source of this 1809-nucleotide messenger RNA. RefSeq names its product GPI-anchor transamidase subunit GAA1. Gene Ontology annotation, biological process: attachment of GPI anchor to protein. Gene Ontology annotation, cellular component: membrane; GPI-anchor transamidase complex. Bases 1 to 1809 code for a protein of 602 amino acids. The transcript has a single exon. The record is from RefSeq and is a predicted model, not a curated record. Lineage: Eukaryota; Fungi; Ascomycota; Pichiomycetes; Serinales; Metschnikowiaceae.